Nasonia vitripennis (jewel wasp) is the source of this 1444-nucleotide messenger RNA. RefSeq names its product kxDL motif-containing protein CG10681. The coding region runs from base 548 to 1033 and encodes 161 amino acids. The transcript has 4 exons. The record is from RefSeq and is a predicted model, not a curated record. NCBI's taxonomy places the organism in Eukaryota, Metazoa, Arthropoda, Insecta, Hymenoptera, Pteromalidae. Gene Ontology annotation, biological process: lysosome localization. Gene Ontology annotation, cellular component: BORC complex.
AGAAUGUGUUUCUCCUCGCCGGAGAGUGUGCGAAUAUACACUCGCUCAAUUAUUACGUGUAUACGUGUAGAUAGAGCGGAGCUGUCUGGAUAUAGUAGACGACUCAUCGGACAACUAUGUAAUACUCCAAACAAUAUACCUGUCAAAACUCCCGCUUCGGCCAGUGCGCAUUUCUCAACGCGCAGACAUAAAUAUAGGUACGCGCAUAUUCUGCAGUCUAUACACUGCACUGCAGAGACUGCGGAGCACACAAAACAUCAGCUAGCUGCUCUUCGGAAAAGCUGGUGUGCAGCUCACUCAUCGAAUUGACCCAUCGGAUAUCAAUAAAGACGCGUCUCGGUGAAACCAGGAAAGCAGGAACGAUGUAGCCGCUCUGCACACUCUGUGUCUGUCGCACUCUGGGAAAAUCGAAUCUCCGCUCCGCGAUAAGGUAGAGAACGCGCUAGAGCAGCUGAUAUCUGUCGAUGACGAGGAGCUCGCGAGAGGGUUGCGAUCAUGUCCUGACGAAGAUUUUAAGGAUCGACGAAUAAGCUGACAAAGCAACAGGAUGGCUGGAGCUCAAGGAACGCCCGAGUCAGAGGCGGGGAGCUUCGAGUGCUUUCAGAACUACACUGCGCCCGAGGUCUUCGUCCAGGGCCUUGCUGGCAUCGUCGACCAGCAGGACGUCGAGUCCAUGAUUCGAGCUCAGAAACAGAUGUUGCAGAGGUUCGAGAAGACAAAUGAAAUGCUGACUAACUGCAAUCAAUUAUCUGUUAAUCGACUGAAGACUGCUGGCAGCGAGUUCAAGAAGCACACUGCACUUUUGGUGGAGAUGAAAAAAGACUUGGAUUUCAUAUUUAAGAAAGUCAGGGUAAUCAAGAAUAAACUGAGUCAACAGUAUCCUCAAGCUUAUAAUGAAGCUGUAAGGAGUAGCUUAGCGGAGGAGGUGAUUGCCGAUGAUGCAGAUCAAAAGCCAUCAGAACCAGAGGUUCCGCAUCAACCACCAAGUAGUAAUGUUGGGGAAAGGAAUCCAGAUUCUGAUGGUAAUAAAUAGCACAUUCAAUAAUCAUAUCGGUUAGCUGGCCUUGAAAACAUUUGUGAUAUUAAAGUAUUUUUAAAGUGUUCUUUUCUAUAAUGUAAAGGCAUAAGUUGUCUUGAUUGGUUCAAGUUUUUACAAUGAAGUAUUACAACAUAACUAAACAUGUGGGUUAUUGUAUGAUCUACAAGCUCUAUGAUGUACAAAUCUAUUUUAAUAAUUCCUAACCAUACUAUAAAGUUGCUUGCAAUUUUCGUUCAAUGCUCUUAUACUUAAAAUGCUCAAAAAUUGUAUUGAUGUAUUGACUAAUGGGGAAGUGCACAAACUUGAUAGUGUCUUUAAGAGACUGUGAAUUUCUGAGAAAUUUCUUGCAUCUAAAACUAAACAUCUUUGUUGUUUAAAUAUACAGAAUUUAUUCUCAAAUCUCGA